GGAGCCUGCUGCUUCCUGCGCCCGGUUGAGGAAGUGGAUUUCGCUGACAGGGCUGGGUUCACUGGAGGGAGAGGCCAGCAAAACAUCUUCCAACGGGGGGGACUAAAGAAACAACGCCGAGAGAAAGAUACGAGCGCGUUGUUGGAGCGUAAUAAAUCCAAAGUUGCACCGUGAUCCUUGAAGCCCCAGCCGAGACCGCAGACAUGAAUGACCAGCAGCUGGACUGUGCUCUGGACCUGAUGAGGCGUCUGCCUCCUCAGCAGAUCGAGAAGAACCUCAGUGACCUCAUUGACCUGGUGCCCAGUCUGUGUGAAGACCUGCUCUCCUCCGUGGACCAGCCCCUUAAGAUCGCACGGGACAAGGUGGUGGGGAAGGACUACCUGCUCUGUGACUACAAUCGAGAUGGCGACUCCUACAGAUCCCCAUGGAGUAAUAAAUAUGAACCUCCCAUUGAAGAUGGCGCGAUGCCUUCAGCUCGGCUGAGGAAACUUGAAGUUGAAGCCAAUAACGCCUUCGAUCAGUACAGAGACCUGUACUUUGAGGGUGGCGUGUCCUCUGUGUACCUUUGGGACUUGGAUCAUGGCUUUGCUGGUGUUAUUCUCAUUAAAAAGGCUGGGGAUGGAUCCAAGAAAAUCAAGGGAUGCUGGGACUCUAUUCAUGUGGUGGAGGUGCAGGAGAAGUCCAGUGGUCGUACCGCUCACUACAAACUCACCUCCACCGUCAUGCUGUGGCUCCAGACAACCAAGACUGGCUCCGGCACCAUGAACCUAGGUGGCAGCCUUACAAGACAGAUGGAAAAGGACGAGACAGUUGGAGAGUCCUCGCCCCACAUCGCCAACAUCGGCCGCCUUGUUGAAGAUAUGGAGAACAAGAUUCGCUCCACACUGAAUGAAAUCUACUUUGGGAAGACCAAGGACAUCGUCAACGGCCUAAGAUCUAUUGAGUCUUUGCCUGAUAAUCAAAAGUACCGGCAGCUCCAGAAGGAGCUGUCGCAGGUCCUCACCCAGCGUCAGAUCUUCAUUGACUAGGGUCAGAGGUACACCCUGGCAUGGACAAGUGUUUGUGUGUGGGUGUGAGUGUUCAGACUCAGGCUGACAAGUCACAGAAGGAGGCUCUGAAGGUCGACUUAAUGGAGGCACUCAAACGCAAACAAAACAGCUAGAGAUGCUACUGUUGUAUUUUUCUUCUUUCAUUCUCUCCGCCUCAUCUCUGCCAUCUUCUCUCCGUUUAUUUUGUCUCUCUCCCUCCAUGCCUAUUUCACUGCUGCAUUUGUGGAAAACAAAAAAGGAGAAAAAGCUUAGCUUUUUGUUUGUUGUUUUUUUUUGUCCAUUUUUUUUUUCUUUCUUUCUCUCAUGCAUCUCAUCUACCAUGAAGCCAUUCACUUACACCGUUUCUCUUCUAUCUCCCAUAUAAUGAUAGUAUUACUGAGGUUUAAUGAUAAUCUUACACAGUGAAGAACAUUGUAGUAAUAAUCCCAGACGUGUCCUCAGUUUGAAAUGAGCGACUCGUCCUCUUGCCUGCUCUGCCUCGCUCGGUGUUGAGGAAACGAACACAGACUGUGCUUGAGGCGGUGUAUGCUUGGCAGUGGUGUCGUCACAUUCAUCAAAUGUAUCUCUUCCCCCCUACUUUGUCCGGCACUCCUGAUAUGUUUGUAUGGAAUCAUAUCUGCCUACGUCUAGCUGUCAGCCUUCUGAGCGACGUAAACUUGAAGGCAGCCUUUCAGUGUGCUCAAGCAGGCUUUUACACUCGAUGUCACUCUUCUCCAUGCAUGUGAGCCUGUGUUGGAUCAUGGAGCUGCGAAAGCAGGAACCUUCUCAAACAUGGGGAUGGACUGUUAUCACCCUCACAAAAUCCCCCUAAACACACACCCACACACACACACACACACAUUGUAUAACAUGACAGUGUCUUCCCCCCUCUGUUCAGUUAUUCAGCUCUUCUCACUCACCUUAUCUGUCUUUGUUGGGGGUUACACUUUGUCUUUGUGUCUCAGUGGAAACCUUUGAACGUUUCCAUUUUGGAGGGGAAUCUUUUGUUGUAUUUUUUUGUUUUGUUUUUAUUUUGUAAAGCUUAAGAUUCAUAUUGUAUUAGAGCCUCCAGCAACAAUAAAAACUGUAAAAAGCCA
Messenger RNA from Cololabis saira (Pacific saury), 2125 nucleotides. RefSeq names its product capping actin protein of muscle Z-line subunit beta (gene capzb). Gene Ontology annotation, molecular function: actin filament binding. NCBI's taxonomy places the organism in Eukaryota, Metazoa, Chordata, Actinopteri, Beloniformes, Belonidae. Bases 204 to 1028 code for a protein of 274 amino acids. Gene Ontology annotation, biological process: cell morphogenesis; negative regulation of filopodium assembly; barbed-end actin filament capping. The record is from RefSeq and is a predicted model, not a curated record. The transcript is spliced from 10 exons. Gene Ontology annotation, cellular component: cytoplasm; F-actin capping protein complex.